This is a messenger RNA of Cyprinus carpio (common carp), 598 nucleotides long. RefSeq names its product protein dpy-30 homolog (gene dpy30). The record is from RefSeq and is a predicted model, not a curated record. Gene Ontology annotation, cellular component: Set1C/COMPASS complex. NCBI's taxonomy places the organism in Eukaryota, Metazoa, Chordata, Actinopteri, Cypriniformes, Cyprinidae.
GCCCUUUUUUAGAACAUACGCUCGCGUCAUUCAAGCACGUGUUUUGCGCAUGCGCAACGUCAACUGCGUAGAAACCGACAACAAACUAUGGCGGACGAACACCCUGAUGCCGAGCAGAGCAUGGAGGGUCACACUCCUGUCCCAGAAAAUCCACACGCAGAAUAUGGCCUCACUGAAAACAUCCAGAGAAUAGUGGAGAAUGAGAAAACAACCGCUGAAAAAGUCACCAAACAAAAGGUGGACCCUCAGACCCUGCAGACCCUUCCUACACGAGCGUACCUGGAUCAGACUGUGGUUCCUAUUCUCCUGCAGGGCUUGUCAGUUCUGGCCAAGGAAAGGCCUCCAAAUCCCAUAGAGUUUUUAGCGGCAUUCUUACUGAAGAACAAGUCCCAGUUUGAGGAACGAAAUUAAAGACACAGUGUGCGGUGGAAGAUUUAGGGUUACAGUUUUUUUUUUUGUGUGUAUUUUUUUUUUUUUUUUUUUUUUUUUUUUUUUUUUUUUUGUGAAUUUAAAUGUAAUGGUCACUCUUCAAACUGUUUGUUUGCCAACAUUAAUGUAGUUUUUUUAAGCUCUAAUAAAAUGUUCAAGCAGCCAUAUA